GUGACGGCGCCGGGGCCGCUCCCGGGCGGGGCGGGGCCGGGCCGGACCCGCUGCUCCGCGGCCCCUCAGAUGCCAUGUUGCCUCAGAGGAGGGGACAGAUGCCUUCCAGAGCAGCCAUGAGCAGUUACUGGAAAGUCCUGGGGAUUUUCCUGCUCUCUGUUCCGAGCGUGCCGUGUCUCCAGGCAGCGCAGCCUGGGGUGCUGCUGGUGUCCUUUGACGGCUUUCGCUGGGAUUACAUCUACAGGGUGCCCACCCCCAACUUCCACCAUGCCAUGGAGAGCGGGGUGCACAUCAGGCAGGUGACAAACGUGUUCAUCACCAAGACCUACCCCAACCACUACACCCUGGUGACAGGGCUCUAUGCUGAGAGCCACGGCAUCGUGGCCAACGAGAUGUAUGACCCUGUCCUGAACGAAACCUUCUCCCUGAACAAAAUGAACACCCACAACUCCAAGUUCUGGGAAGAGGCCAGUCCAAUAUGGGUGACAAACCAGAGGGAAGGACACAAAUCUGGUGCUGCUAUGUGGCCUGGAACAGAUGUGAAGAUACAUGGAGUCUUGCCUACACAUUACAUGCCCUACAAUGAAUCUGUUCCCUUUGAAGACAGGGUAGCAAAGCUCAUCGAAUGGUUUACAUCAGAAGAGCCCAUCAACUUUGGUCUCCUGUACUGGGAACAGCCUGAUGAGUCUGGACACUUUCUGGGCCCAGAGAGCCCAUUGAUGGGAGCAGUAAUCCGUGACAUUGACAGAAAGCUGGGAUAUCUCAUUUCUGAACUGAAGAAAGCAAAGCUGUGGGAUGUGAUCAAUGUCAUAGUCACGAGUGAUCACGGAAUGUCACAGUCGUCCUCAGAAAGGCUCAUUGAGCUUGAUCAGUACGUGAGCAGAGAGCUCUAUGCAGUCAUCGACCAUUCCCCUGCAGUUGCCAUUUUGCCAAAAGAAGGCAAACUGGAUGAAGUAUAUGAAGCUUUGGCCAACGCUCAUCCCAACAUGACUGUGUAUAAAAAGGAGCAGAUUCCAGAUAGAUUUCAUUACAAACACAACCGUAAAAUCCAGCCCAUCUUAGCAGUGGCUGAUAAAGGAUGGGAAAUUGUCCAGAACAAGACUGAUGGUUUUCUACUUGGUAAUCAUGGAUAUGACAACACUGUACCAGAAAUGCAUCCCAUUUUUUUGGCAGUUGGGCCUGCUUUCAGAAAGAAUGCCACCAAGCAAUUCAUGAAUGCUACAGACUUGUACCCCUUACUGUGCCAUCUGCUGGGCAUCAGCCCACUGCCCAACAAUGGUUCCUUCAGUGCUGUGAAGGAUAUACUUGCUGAGAAAGUUCCUGGAGGCCGUGGUGCAGAUUCCUACUCCACUGUGGUAGGAGUGUUCCUGGGCAGCUUGCUUGUUUUUGUUUUUACUGCCGUUUUUGUUAAGCAUUUUGUCCUUGCCCAAGCAAAUUCCAUGCAAAUCCGACACACUGAAGCUGCCCAGCCACUGCUGCAAGAUUAAUAACAGCUGGGAUUAUUUCCUCUUUGAGGCUUAAAAUAAGCCUAUACAAAGAAAAUAAACAAUGGAGGUGGAUUAGCAUGAAAUGUGGAGUGAAAGGAGAUGGGUGCUGAUCCAUUGCAACCAGGGAUGGAGAGAGAGCAGGUUCCUGUUUCACACUGCAGCCACUUCAACUUGCAGGGCUUGAAGAUAUCCUGGGUAAACCUGGGAAGCUGUGUGUGUAUGUAGACCUGUAGUGACAAUAGACCUCAAAUACCUUAUUAUGGCUGUUUUUAGGGAAAUAACAUCAACUGGGGUGCACCUCACAGACUGUUAAAGGUGAUUUCAUUCCUCACCCUCUUUUUUGUUCUAUGAGGGGUUUUUUGAGUCUUUUUGAUUUUAACAAGUCACUGAAUAGUACUAAACUUCUUUGUUAGUAUUUUCCUUCCCUGCCCAAGGAAGCUUUUGCACAGAUCACAUUACAGAUAACUUGGUGGGUUAAAUCCUACAGGAAAGAACAUGAUUAUUCAGCUAGGUCAUGCAGUGCUGGGUGUCUAAGUUUAGUUACAUAUAUUUCUUCAAAUUAUUGUGUUAACUGCAGCCCCAAAAUACAAAUCUUAAGUGGUAUUGCCUUUAGCAAUCAGCAUUGAACUGCUUGAUGCUUAAUGUUUUAAAAAUUUAUUUAAGUAAAUAAAGGUUUUUACCACUUUAGAUAUGAUUUCAGGUAAAUGUAGGUCAUUACUUUUUUUAAUUUCCUGUGCACUGCACUAAAUUUUGUAGGAGCUCCAUGCAGCUGGCAGGAUAAAGACAUGUACAAGCACCACACCUGUAUAUCCAGAUGGAGUCUUUUGUAUUUCUGUGGUACUAAGGGAGGUGAAUAAGGUAAGGAACAAGGUUGCUCAGGCUGGUUUCAGAAUGUUGUCAGGCUUGUCCCUGGUCUGCUACUGGAGAUUCUGAGUUUGACUUGUGACUUGUGUUUUAUCUGCUCUGUCUGGGUAGGCCUUGGAAUGGGAUGAUCAGGAUUACACGUGCAGUUUAAGGGGCAGCUGUAUAAAUCUUAAGCCAUAAAUGUUCUCAAAUCUGAAAAAGCACACUUUAAUAAUUAAAAAAAAGGUGUAACCUGGAGUUUAAUUUUCCAGAGGAAAACCUCUGUCAGGGAAAAAUAUUAAUUCUGAGUAAACAAAAGUACAUAUUCUCAUUGUGUGUGGCAAUAAAUCUUCUUGCUAGUGUAGCUGUGAGGUUUUUUGUGAGCUCACUUAAAUGGUGAGAAUCUGCUGACUAAAUUUUGUAUGAAAAACGUUCUGAAGUGAGAAAAGUUGUCUAUUGUCAGACUCCUCCUCCUCUCCCUGUGAGAUGAGAGAAUAUUUCUCAGCACUUUGUUGCUGAGCACAAUGCCUGAAGGAGAAAGAAACGUUCAAAAUCAGUGCAGAAGUAGCAGACUGGGUGUUUUAAAUUCAGUUUAUGUCUGUAUCCACAGCCCCCAGCAGAGGGCAAGGAUGGGAACUCUUGGGCUUUGGAUGUGCUCUGCCAAACCAAGGGCACGACAGUCAGUUCUGCAAGGGGAGGGCUGGGGUACAAAACUCCUUUAGCUGGGCUGAGCUCCAGACUUAAUGAAGAUCUGUUGUGGUUGUCUGUGAUGGCAGGGACACUUGUUUAGCACCAAGCUGUUCCUGCAGACAGAUGUGGACAUUUCCUGAGGCCACAAAUUGGGUCCAGGAAAUGCUUCAGAGAGAAGGCAAUGAAAUAGCCCAACUUAAGGGUUGUGCUGAAAGUUCAGCUGUAAUUGUAGCUUUAGGAAGGCAGGAAAAAUGCAGGUCUUUUGGAAGACAGCCCUUGAUAUGGGGGAUGUAUAUGAAAUCCUGUGAACUCCAGCUGACUCAGUGCUGUGAACUGCCUUGCUUUCCUGCAUUGCCAUAUUCUUAAGGAAACACUGAAGGAAAAGGUCUGUGGGGCUGAUUCUUGGUGCAGCUGGCCCUUAGCUGUGCCUGAAGCUGAAUUUGCUGGCACAGGUAAACCUGAGGGCUGCAGGGGCUCCAGCUGAACCACAACACCAGUAAGGUGCUCACAGCAGUUUUCAGAGACCAGGGAAUCUGAGCACAAACCCCAAACCUCUGAGUUGUUGAUAAUCCCUUCCCUACCCACCUCCCAAAAAGUGGAUGGCACACAGCAAACUGAUGCACUGAGUCCACCUUUUCUUGCUUAUUUGCAGCUUAAAAAUGAAUUAUAGCACAAUGGUAUUGUGUGUUUAAAGGAAGAUUGCAGACUUUGUUAAGGCAAUAACAGUGACAAUUGUCAUAACACCAUAACCCUCACCUCUUGCUUCUGCUUUGGAACAUGUUGCUUUAGUAGAAAUUCUUCUUAUUGCAGUAAUUUCAUAGCAGUGAUCAUGGCAGAUGUAACAAUAACUGGGUUGUAAUCUCAGAGCUUUUCCUUAAACCCCACUUUAAUUGUGGCAAGUGUAGUUCUAUCAUCAGCCAAAGUGACCCUUGAUUUUAAGGAGGAGGCAAAGUUUAUCAGUGUUGAUCAGUCAUUUGGGACUUAGAUUUACCUGCCCAGAUAUGCAGCAAGGACAGAGCAGUAGGUUUCCCUCAACAAAGGGUUUGGUAACAAUAAUGCCAGAAUAGGCUGGGGACACAAAUGUGAGAAUUGUUGAUGUCAUUGUUCUGUAUGCACUGUGAGGCCUUUCUUUGAGGAGGGCAAAAUAAAACUUUGUAAAAAAAUGAAGGGAAUCUUGUAGCAUUUGGGUAUUUCAGAUUAGGGUCAAACAUUUCCUUUAUUCUUAGGUCUAUUUGCAGGCACCUCUUGGGUAGUUCCUUGUUAGGACAU
Messenger RNA from Melozone crissalis (California towhee), 4289 nucleotides. RefSeq names its product ectonucleotide pyrophosphatase/phosphodiesterase family member 5 (gene ENPP5). The transcript has 4 exons. The record is from RefSeq and is a predicted model, not a curated record. Bases 75 to 1487 code for a protein of 470 amino acids. Lineage: Eukaryota; Metazoa; Chordata; Aves; Passeriformes; Passerellidae.